Fulvia fulva is the source of this 594-nucleotide messenger RNA. RefSeq lists its product as uncharacterized. The record is from RefSeq and is a predicted model, not a curated record. Gene Ontology annotation, molecular function: catalytic activity. The coding region runs from base 1 to 594 and encodes 197 amino acids. NCBI's taxonomy places the organism in Eukaryota, Fungi, Ascomycota, Dothideomycetes, Mycosphaerellales, Mycosphaerellaceae. The transcript has a single exon.
AUGGUCUAUGUUGACAUCAACUGCUACGGGCCGGAUGGGUACCACGCCGAGAGACCUGGGUACCAGCAGAUCGCCGACUGCGCUUCAGGGUGCAGCUAUGUGAAUGGCAAAGCAUACGGCUUGGAAGAAGGCACUGCGGUGUUACCGUCGCUGCCUAUCGCAGACAUGCUGACCAGUGCUGUGGGCGUACUAGUGACCCUACUAGCAAUCAGAGACCGCACUACGGUCGGCGGGGCAUAUCACUCCCACGUGGCACUUGUCUCUCUUGAUACUGCGCAACUUGAGCCCGAGGUGGGUCUGUACCCGCCGCAGAUUGUCAAGCAGGUGCAAGACAAGUAUCAAUGGGCGCCGAUGAGACCGCAUCAUAUGGUUACAGAUCUGCUUGAUAUCAUGAUUGCCGGCUGGAGGCAGAAUUGUGAUGUGUUGGAUCGGAGGGAAUACUACUCGGAGUUUGAGACGAUGUUUGGUAAGAGUCAUAAGAUACUGAACUUGCCGUUCAAGUUUGAGAGUAAGGAGGCCUCUUCAAGGUGGACGCAUGGGCCAGUGCCGAAUGGUGGGCAUCCAGGACAGCUGCAGUGGCUGCCUGUGUCAUAG